This is a messenger RNA of Sphenostylis stenocarpa, 768 nucleotides long. NCBI's taxonomy places the organism in Eukaryota, Viridiplantae, Streptophyta, Magnoliopsida, Fabales, Fabaceae. The record is from the annotation of a GenBank genome assembly.
AUGGUUUUCUGGGAAGGAUAUGUGAGCGAUGAAUUGAUGGGCACAUUUGCCCCUAUCGUGGUUUAUUGGGUAUAUGCUGGAUUUUAUCACUUGCUCCCCCCUUUAGACAAGUAUCGGUUGCAUACUAGGAAAGACGAGGAAAGGAAGAAUUUGGUUCCCUUUUCAACAGUUGUGAAGGGUGUUUUGCUUCAGCAGCUUGUUCAGGCAAUUGUUACUCUCUUCUUGUUGACCACAACGACAAAAGCAUCUGGGGUUGUAGAGCAACCUUCUAUCGCCAAGCAAAUCUUGCAGUUCCUUAUUGCGAUGUUUGUCAUGGACACAUGGCAGUACUUUGUCCAUCGGUACAUGCAUCAGAACAAGUUUUUAUAUCGCCAUGUCCACUCUUGGCAUCACACACUGGUUGUUCCGUAUGCAAUAGGAACCCUUUACAAUCACCCCAUUGAGGGUCUUCUACUUGACACUAUAGGUGGUGCCAUCUCAUUUCUUAUCUCAGGGAUGACUGCAAGAACAGCAGUUAUGUUCUUCUGCUUCACUAUGGUGAAAGCUGUUGAUGAUCACUGUGGACUAAGGUUGCCUGGCAACAUCUUCCAUUUGUUUUUCCAGAACAACACAGCUUACCAUGACAUCCAUCAUCAACUGCAAGGGCUGAAGUACAAUUAUUCUCAGCCAUUCUUUUCCAUAUGGGACAAACUUCUUGGGACAUACAUGCCUUUCAAUCUUGUAAAGAGGCCUGGAGGGGGGUUUGAGGCAAGGCUAGCAAAGGAAUAG